CCUCCAUAAAUGAACGCCCUCCGGCGACCCCUUCCUUCACUCUUAAUUGCCCGUCCAAUAGGGACUAAAUAGCAAAAGGGUUCGUCUUCCUGCCUGAGGAGGAAGAGCACGGAGAAAGACGUCCUUGAUUCCGACUCGUUGCCAAAGAUUAGAACUUUGCCAGCAUCGAAUCGGUCGAUGCCAUGGGAACCGAGGUGUUGCGCCCCCAAGACUGCCUCCUCCGCCCAUCCCCUGGCCUUCGGAGCGCCAAACCCCUCCGCAGGAGGAGGGAGGGAUCGCCCAAACAGCCCGCCAAGCCCCGUCUGGCCAUGGGGCAGGUGACCAUCCUCAGGCGAGGUGAGUCGCUGGAGGCCGCAAAGGCGAGGAAGGGCGGGCCGGGCACGGCGGCCAUUCCCUCCGCCAGCGUCGGGUGGGAUCCGGCGUUGUUCGGCAUGGGGCGGCUAGGGCCGGACCCGGUCAUGAUCCCGAAGCAGAUCCGGCUGAGAUCGCCGGCGGCUGCGAUGCCGCCGGACGUGUACGCGGGGUCGGCGUUCGAUCUCUCGCCGUCGCCCCGGGCGCUGCCGCUGCCGAGCUUCUCAAGGAGGAAAGAGGAUCUACCGCCGGCGGGGGCGAAGGCCGUCGUGGAUUGUUCCGCCACCAAGGAUCUGAGGCGAUUGCUUCGGCUGGAAUGAUACGAUCUGAAAGUUAAAUAGUUUAAGCAAAGAAAAAGGGACGAAUAAUCCGAAAGAUGGCUUCUUUCCCCUCUUCCUCUCUUUGAUGGGAUCAAAUCCAACUUUUUCUUGUUUUCCGUGCGAUUUUUGGAAGGACGGAUGAAUCACAAGAAGUUGGAUAUGAUCUCUGCGAUCAAAGGAUGAACAGAGAGGGACAAAAAAAGGAAAGACUCAGAUGAAAACAAUGGGAAUUGUGAUAUGUAAUUGCUGUGAACUGAUCUCAAAUCCUAUUCUUCUCUAGCAUGGAGAAGUGGUUUCCAAUCCAAACAUAAUAUGAUCACAUGUAUUAGCCAAA
Musa acuminata AAA Group (dessert banana) is the source of this 1005-nucleotide messenger RNA. RefSeq lists its product as uncharacterized. The transcript has a single exon. Lineage: Eukaryota; Viridiplantae; Streptophyta; Magnoliopsida; Zingiberales; Musaceae. The record is from RefSeq and is a predicted model, not a curated record. Bases 183 to 671 code for a protein of 162 amino acids.